Nasonia vitripennis (jewel wasp) is the source of this 4405-nucleotide messenger RNA. RefSeq lists its product as uncharacterized. The record is from RefSeq and is a predicted model, not a curated record. Bases 2135 to 3007 code for a protein of 290 amino acids. The transcript is spliced from 3 exons. NCBI's taxonomy places the organism in Eukaryota, Metazoa, Arthropoda, Insecta, Hymenoptera, Pteromalidae.
GGCAUAUUUUAAAAAGAUUUUUAUCUUGAGCAAAUAAACAGCAAUUAUCCAUAUUUUUGCAGUCACUUGUCAAAAAGCAUUUAUCAGUACUAUCAAUGUUCAAUAAUACAUUUAUAUCAUCAUCUUCAGUUAGGGUACAACAUUUUUUUGGAAUUUUCUGUUUUUUACCUUCUAAAAUUAAAGUUCCAUUGAUUGGUGUUAAAACCUCGUAAAAACUUGAACCAAGUUCAAUGCCAGCUUUGCUUAGAAGAGCAAAUUCAUAGUUCUGUGUCAAUUUGUAAAUUGCAGUUGGAUAACAAAGAACGAAUAUCCUUUGAUUGAAUUCUCGAAAACAUUUGAUUUACGCUGGUGCUUUUAAAACGUUUAGGACGGAAGUAGAACGCAUAUCUUGUGAAUACGGGAAACAAGCAAACUCCAGUUCAUUCCAUAAAAAACAAGUAUCUGUUCCAUAAAAAUUGAGCACAAUAAAACUAUUUGGCAGGAAAUCCUUUGGUUCUGUAUUAAUAUACAUUUUCUACAAUUAUGACACCAAUUGAAGUAAUUUGAUAACUUUAAUAAGAACACAAUUUUUAAAUCUUUGUACAUAGAUAUAGAAGUAAUUUGCAAUCUAAUUUUUUUAAAUUAUACUAACAAUAACAAUUAUGAACGAUGUAAAAAAAUUAGAAAAGACCGUUUAUUUUGUAUAAUAUGAAGUAUUUCGUAAUCUGUUAUAACAAUUUUUGUCUGUUCUAACAAUCAAGAAAUCAUACAAGCGUAUACAAAAUGAACACAAACAAUUGAAGAUCUACAGAGAAAGUUUAAAUAUACUAUUCACUACACACAAAAGUUUUAAAGUGGAUUAUAAGAGUAUUGUUUAAUAAAGGAUGUUUAUAAGGUAUGGUAUGAGCAAUUAAAAGUGAUUUAUACUUUUACAAACAAGCUUUGAUCAUUUUCUUUUAAUGUAUAAACAUUAAAUUACAAUUUCUUAAGUUUUUAUUUUUUUUGUUAAUAAUCAACUCUAUUUGUGUAUUAAACAGAUUACAUCUGGCUAUAAGCGGAUGCGACUCAACAGUGGCUAUCGUGAACAGAUAGGGAGAACUGCAAGAGCAUCUUCAACUUCCUUGUUCAUACACUCGUUUUGGAUGGGGUUCUGAUGAAGAUGUUCUGUGUGCAGUUCCAAGUGCUCCCUCAGUCAGUGUUGAUGUAGGUGCCCCACUUUAGGUGGCAGCACCUCCCGACUGCGGAGAGAGAGAGAGAGAGAGCAGCCAUGCUGCGAGCGAGCGCCGACGCCGCAGCAGAGUUCCGCAGACCACGGUACAAGUCGGUUGAGCUGGAGAGAGAGAGAGAGGAGAGAAUAAAGUUAUUGUUCAGGAGAAGAGUGUUCAAUCUCUGGCCUAGCCUAGACGUCCUCUUCCCACAUUGGUGACCCCGACGCAGGCUUCUCGACGACGAGUCAACGAGCGCCGACGAGAAGAAGAAGAAACACACAUCUCGGCAAGUCUCUCCAGCCGCGGAGUCUUUAUCUCGCACGUCGCGGACAAAGACAUUUUGCGAUUGCGUCAUUCUUCACGCACAUCGCACACUCCCGUGUCCACGCUGGCACGCCGGUGCACACGCGGUGCAUUAUCGACAACCAAGUCGAUCUCCUCGACACACGUCUUUUCGUGUCGAGAGCGGCAGCAACAAGUCCUAGCGACGCACCGUCACUUUGAGCUAUACGCGCGCAGGCACGCCGGCGCGUAUAGUCUCCCCGCAACUAUACGUUGCACAACGUGGAAGCCCUCGCCGAUGGACUAAAUCUUCUGCGCGAAGCCACCGUCACCGGCGCCUUCUCAUCGUCAAGGCCGUGACCUUUGGCGCUCUCCAACAAAGGAUUUGCGUGAAGCCAUCGACACCGGCGCCUUUUGUCCACCCAACCAACACCUCCUCAUCGGCAGCAGUAGUGGUGGAAUUGUAGCGUCGUGUGUGGCGAGACGUGCGAAAAUCUCACACUCAGUUUCAUAAGGCUUAGGGCACGUCAGGCCUCUCACGUGCAUACACGUUGCUUCCUUCUCCCGGACGUUGGUUCACGCAGAAGGAACAACAAUCAUCUCUAGUUGAGAGAGUCCUCUUACACACGCCGCAAGGUCAACUCAGCGCCGCGGCAUAUACAGUCAUGGACAAGGUCAGAGAAGCUCGAACACAGCUGCAGGCAUACAGAAAUGCCUCUUCCGAUGAGCAGCUGCGUGCGGAUUGCUUUCGAGUCGAUUUAGACCUCGAGCAAUUCGAAGUCUUCCUUCAGCAAGCCCUCGAGCAUCGCGAAACACGAGCACUCACCACCAGAUACGCGAGUUCGUCAAAUUUUCCGGUCAUCCAAGAUGCUCAAGUUCCUCAAUUGUUCGUUAACAACAAACCUGUAUUGCGACUUUUCCUGCGUGACAUCCUGUAUCGCGUUACUAGGAAAAAGCUCUACGAAUGCUUGUCAGCACAAAGGUGCACCGAUUUUUCCAUAGAUAGUCUUAAGAAUACAAGAAAGGGCUCCGUCGCGGUCAUUUCUUGCAAGUUGCUGUCAUCCUCAUGCGCUAUUCAGAUCAAAUCUUGUAAAAAAGAACUGACUUUCACAGAUCCUAGAGGCAGAGUCUCAUACAUCAAAACGAGACCCGAUCAAUUCACUCAGCAAGAACCUUUACCGAGCACUCAGCCCGCAUUCAACAAAUUAACGCUUCUACCCACUCGUCUUGUAGACAUUUUACAAUGUGGAGAUGUGAUCAAACGCUUAGCUCACUAUCUUACUUACAAUAAUUUCCUAAAUCUUUACACAGCUUGCCAUGAUGACCCCCAAUUCCAUGGCACAGCACUUCCAUUCGACUCUUGUUACGAUCGGUACUCUCACCCCAGUGGUCUGAAUAGAAUGCUUGAGGAUGUCAAUAACUUCAAAUUCACUAGUAUUUCAUUCAAUACGUCAAUGGCGCUGCGUCAGCCACAGGCCCAUUCCCGACAAGUAUCUUCGUCUGCGCGAAAUGGACCUAUCAGCUGUCACUGGCUCUAAGAAAACUUUCGACUUACUCUCGGACAGUUUUGCAAUAAACAAACUCACGUUGGGCAGCACUCCAGGUGGGUGCGACGAAUUUCUAACAAUAACCAACUUAGAAUCACUGAACUUUGUAAAUAACAAAAAUUUAUCGCUUAAGUUUUUAACCAGAGAAAAAUGCAGUUCUCUGCGUUCUCUAUCGUUUAACAACUGCCAAGAAGUGCCUAUCGAACGUCUGUUCGACUUCGUAAAAAACAAUACACACCUUGCAGAAUUAAAUUUCUCAGAUUCUCAAGGUAGAAAGAGACACACAGUCGAUCUUAUUAUGUCAAUUUUCUCACCGUCCAAUGUCACUGAAGCAUUUAACUUCAAUUAUUCAGCUUGUAAAGUAUUCCGUACUGAGAUCAUUCCUCGAGUAGUAUUCUUGCGUACGAAUGCUCUCAGAACACUCAAUCUCGAAAACAACGACUAUUUCAAAGGUUUUGUUACAGACAUCAUAGACAAUGCGCCAAACCUAGUCGAGUUGAACUUAUUAGUAUUGGACUUCAAUUAUCCGUUACUUCUUUCAAAUUUACCUCAAUUACGGUCGAUCCGGAUAAAUUACAACUACCAUAUUGUAAAUGCACUCAUCAGUGCUGGUCCUAAACAAACCUUUGAAGUACUCAUAAACAAUACGUGGGGAAAGAAAAGAACUCGAGUAAUCAACCUAGCUAACUUAGCUGGAGUGAUUCACGCCUGCGAACAAAUAGAUUUUAAGUUUGUUAACUGUCGAAUCAAUGUUCCGACGCACGUUCGCCAAGAUCUCGCUACACAUGGCGUUAGUCUACGAGCGUUAGACAAUACUGUCUCUUUACUAAAGACUUUGUAAAUACUUUAAGUUCAUAUUAAUAAGUUCAUACCGCGAGUUGUUACCAUUAGAAUUUACACAAUCGUUAUAUUGUAAUCUCAGAUUCUAAUAUCUUUAGUUUUAAUCAUAACUUCUGUAAACGCUCUCCAGCUACUGACACUUCGCAAUCACAAAAAAAUGUUGUAAUCUCUCUCCGUCAUAAUUUCAUUGAUCAAAAUAAUAAAAAUACUUUUCAGUCUUCUUGUUUCCUUUUCGGGGGGGAGUACUGUAGGUGCCCCACGUUAGGUGGCAGCACCUCCCGACUGCGGAGAGAGAGAGAGAGCAGCCAUGCUGCGAGCGAGCGCCGACGCCGCAGCAGAGUUCUGCAGACCACGGUACAAGUCGGUUGAGCUGGAGAGAGAGAGAGAGAGGAGAGAAUAAAGUUAUUGUUCAGGAGAAGAGUGUUCAAUCUCUGGCCUAGCCUAGACGUCCUCUUCCCACAUUGAUUGGGCCUGUUUAAGCAUACAUACAUUUGAAAAAAAAGAAAGAAAUGUAAAUAUUUAUUAAUAAAAUAGCUAUAUUUUAUGUUU